CCGAAUUUGUGAUCCACCUUCACGAACAAAAUAGAUCUUUAUCUGCAUUCAAAAAAGCUUUGACAGAUGCUGGGGCUGACUUUCCUGAGUCUUUCAUAGCAAACUUGGAUCGUUUGAUCCAAAAAAUGAAUCCAAAAUAUAAAAACAAAGGCAAAGAACCGGACUCAUCAGUUAAUGGUGAUACUACGAACAACUAUAGUAUGGACGAGAAAGCUAGACUUUUCCCUGUUGCCACUGAAGCAAUGACUCAAUUAGAAGGCUUAGAAAGUCUUCUCCGCUCUAAAAAAUUAGAAGCAUUAGAAAAAGAGAAUACCAGAAAACACAGACGGAGUCGUAGCAGAAGUCGCUCACAUUCUCCAAAACGUAGAAGGUCAAGAUCACGUAGUCCACGGAGACGUAAUAGAAGUAGAAGUUAUAGUCCUGUACGUGGAAGAACUAGAGAUCGUGACAGGGAUAGAGCCAGGGAUAGAACUAGAGAUUCGAGCAGAGAUCAGUAUCGUGACCGUAAUGGGCGGGACAAGAAGGAGGAUUUGGAUGAGAAACCCAUGUUAUAUAAAAUUUAUAAUGGAAAAGUGACAAAAUUAAAAGACUUUGGUGCUUUUGUUUGUCUAGAAGGCGUCAAAGGAAGAGUAGAAGGUAUGGUUCACGUAAGCAUGCUCGUUACUGGUGGUAGGGUUUCGCAUCCGUCAGAAGUUGUGUCUCGAAAUGAGAGGGUCAAAGUAAAAGUAAUGUCUGUGGCCGCUUCCAGGAUAAGUUUAUCUAUGAAAGAUGUUGAUCAAGAAACAGGAAGGGAUUUGACUCCACAUUUGCGCGUAAAAACUGAUGAUGAACUUUUGGCCGAGAUCUCUCGUAAUCCUGACCGCCCAUUCUCUUUUGGAAAAGUACCAAUAAUUGAAGACAACGAUGGACCAAAUAGCCUUAAACGACUCUCUUCACCAGAGCGUUGGGAGCUUAAACAACUUAUAGCAUCAGGUGUUCUAAGUGCAUCUGAACUGUCAAAUUAUAAUGAAGAUCAAGGACAAGGAUUUAUCGAGAGCAUGGAAACAGAAGAAGAAUUAGAUAUUGAGAUUCGAGAGGAUGAACCUCCAUUUUUAAGGGGACAAACUAAGCAUACAAUGCAAUUAAGUCCAAUUAAAGUAGUCAAAGCUCCAGAUGGUACCCUGAACCGUGCCGCUCUUGCAGGUGCCUCAUUAGCGAAGGAGCGAAGAGAAUUACGUACGCAGCAAGCGAAUGCAGAAUUAGAUUCAGUCCCAAAAGAUAUAAAUAUCCCUUGGUUAGAUCCGAUGCCCGAACCAGGUGAACGUCAUUUUGCUCAAGAUUUAAGAGGAAUUGCUGCUGGUCGCAAGGCUGGAGAAGUACCCGAAUGGAAAAGAGAAACCUUCAAUAAAGCGACCAGUUUUGGCAAGGUCACAUCAUUAUCCAUUCAAGAACAACGACAGAGCUUACCUAUAUAUAAAAUGCGUACACAACUGAUUAAUGCUAUUAAAGAGAAUCAACAACUAAUUAUAGUAGGUGAUACGGGGUCAGGAAAAACAACACAAAUGACACAAUACCUUGUUGAAGAAGGAUUCGCAGCUCGUGGCAAAAUCGGAUGCACUCAGCCUCGUCGUGUUGCCGCAAUGUCAGUGGCGAAACGUGUGGCUGAAGAAGUCGGUUGUCGAUUGGGAGAAGAAGUCGGUUAUACCAUUCGUUUUGAGGACUGUACUAGUCCAAAUACACAAAUUAAAUAUAUGACUGAUGGUACAUUACUCAGAGAAUGUUUACUGGAUCCUAAUUUAACCCAAUAUUCUGUUAUUAUUUUGGAUGAGGCACACGAAAGGACUAUAAACACCGAUGUGUUAUUUGGUUUACUUAAAAAAACUCUUAAGAACCGACAAGAACUUAGAGUAAUUGUCACUUCAGCUACGUUGAAUGCUGAAAAAUUUUCAAAAUACUUCUAUAAUUGUAUGAUUUUCACUAUUCCUGGCCAAAACUUCCCGGUCGAGGUUCUCUACACCAAAGAACCAGAAACUGAUUAUUUAGAUGCUGCAUUGAUUACCGUCAUGCAAAUUCACCUUUCAGAACCACCAGGUGAUAUUCUUCUUUUUUUGACGGGUCAGGAAGAGAUUGACACAGCGUGUGAAAUUCUUUACGAGCGUAUGAAAGCCCUCGGCCCACAAGUUCCAGAUCUAGUGAUAUUGCCAGUGUAUUCCGCUUUACCAAGUGAAAUGCAAUCUCGUAUUUUUGAACCUGCACCUCCUGGUAGUCGUAAAGUAGUUAUAGCGACAAAUAUAGCAGAAACUUCAAUCACUAUUGAUGGUAUCUACUAUGUUGUAGAUCCAGGGUUUGUAAAACAAAAUGCAUAUGAUGCUAAAGUCGGAAUGGAUUCUCUUAUUGUGACUCCUAUCUCUCAAGCACAAGCAAGACAACGCUCUGGCCGUGCGGGCCGUACAGGACCUGGAAAAUGUUAUCGACUUUACACGGAGGCUGCAUAUAGGAAUGAAAUGCUUCCAAAUCCAGUACCCGAAAUUCAGCGAACAAAUCUCGCCCAUACUGUAUUAACACUCAAAGCUAUGGGAAUUAACGAUUUAUUACAUUUUGAUUUUAUGGACCCCCCACCUGUUCAAACACUUCUUACUGCGUUAGAACAGCUUUAUGCUCUCUCCGCCUUGGAUGAUGAAGGCCUGCUGACAAGAUUGGGUCGUAAAAUGGCAGAAUUUCCUUUGGAACCGCCACUAUCGAAGAUGUUGAUUCUCGCAGUUGAUCUUGGUUGUUCUGAUGAGAUUCUUACAAUAGUCGCGAUGCUUUCUGUUCAAAACGUCUUUUAUAGGCCUAAAGAAAAGCAAGCCAUUGCUGACCAAAAGAAAGCAAAGUUUCAUCAACCUGAAGGGGAUCAUCUAACCCUUUUGACCGUCUAUAAUGCAUGGAAAGCUAGUAAAUUUUCGAAUGCUUGGUGUUUUGAAAAUUUCAUUCAAGGACGAAGCAUGAAACGGUGUCAAGAUAUUCGCAAACAAUUACUGGGUAUCAUGGAUCGAUAUAAACAAGACAUUAUUUCGUGUGGUAGAAAUUAUAACAAAGUUCGUAGAGCAAUUUGUGGAGGAUUUUUCCGUCAUGCAGCAAAGAAAGAUCCCCAAGAAGGUUACAAGACAUUAGUUGAAGGAACUCCGGUGUAUAUACAUCCUUCCAGUGCAUUAUUUAAUAAGGGUCCAGAAUGGGUUAUAUAUCACGAACUAGUGAUGACAACUAAAGAAUAUAUGAGAGAAAUCACUGCUAUUGAACCCAAGUGGCUCACUGAAGCUGCGCCUACGUUCUUCAAGGUUGCUGACGCAAAUACAAUCAGUAAACGCAAACGAGGUGAAAAGAUCCAACCAUUAUACAACAAAUACGAGAAACCAAAUGAAUGGAGAUUAAGUCGUGUUAAAAGACAUCAAAGA
This is a messenger RNA of Dentiscutata heterogama, 3413 nucleotides long. Lineage: Eukaryota; Fungi; Glomeromycota; Glomeromycetes; Diversisporales; Gigasporaceae. The record is from the annotation of a GenBank genome assembly.